Molecule: messenger RNA, 2958 nt
Organism: Lachnellula hyalina
Lineage: Eukaryota; Fungi; Ascomycota; Leotiomycetes; Helotiales; Lachnaceae
Gene: mcd-4
Product: GPI ethanolamine phosphate transferase
Exons: 5
Coding region: 1-2958 (985 amino acids)
Biological process (GO): GPI anchor biosynthetic process
Cellular component (GO): endoplasmic reticulum membrane
Molecular function (GO): mannose-ethanolamine phosphotransferase activity
Source: RefSeq, a predicted model, not a curated record
AUGGCAUUUCACGUCGUCUACAUAUUCUCGAUCUUCGAUAUCUAUUUCGUCAGUCCAAUCGUAUCCGGCAUGCGCGAAUUCGAGGCAGUACGGCCACAGGGUGUAGAAGCUCCCGCAAAGCGCCUCAUUCUUUUCGUUGGCGAUGGAUUAAGAGCCGAUAAAGCCUUCCAGUCCUUCCCAGAACCAUACCCCGAAACCGAGGCGGAUCUCGUCCCCCGACCCCUCGCGCCUUUCCUGCGCUCGCGCGUCCUCGAGCACGGCACCUUUGGCGUAUCGCAUACUCGAGUACCCACGGAAUCGAGACCCGGACAUGUGGCGCUGAUUGCGGGCUUGUACGAGGAUGUUUCUGCUGUCACUACGGGGUGGAAACUCAACCCUGUUAAUUUUGACAGUGUAUUCAAUCGCAGUCGGCAUACGUGGAGUUGGGGAAGCCCAGAUAUUCUGCCGAUGUUUCAAUUGGGCGCGGUGCCAGGAAGGGUGGACGCUGAUAUGUAUGCUGCGGAGGACGAGGAUUUCUCUCAGGAUGCUGUGCAUUUGGAUCUUUGGGUGUUCGAUAAAGUGAAGGCAAUGUUUGCGGAGGCUGCAAAAAAUUCGACACUGGACGCUGCCUUGAGACAGGAUAAAAACGUGUUCUUCUUACAUUUACUGGGAUUAGAUACUACGGGCCAUUCUUAUAGGCCUUACUCAAAAGAGUAUUUGUAUAAUAUUAAGGUGGUGGACGAGGGGAUCAAGGAGAUUACGAAGAUCAUGGAGGAUUUUUAUAAUGAUGGGAAGACGGCUUUCGUCUUCACGGCGGAUCAUGGGAUGAGUGAUUACGGGAGUCAUGGAGAUGGACAUCCGGAUAAUACGAGGACACCUUUGAUUGCCUGGGGGUCAGGGGUAGCGAAGCCGGUAACGACUCCUGGAGAACUUGCGCCUGGCCAUGAUGAGCUAUCUUCGGAUUGGGGUCUGGAUCACGUUCAGAGACACGAUGUUUCUCAGGCUGAUAUUGCGGCCUUGAUGGCGUAUCUUGCUGGCCUGGCUUAUCCCGUAAACUCUGUUGGUGAACUACCUCUAUCGUUUUUAUCUGGAGAUACUGCUGCCAAGGCAGAGGCAUUCUUAGCCAACGCUAGAGGUAUCCUGGAUAUGUACAGAGUGAAGGAGGAAGGCAAAAUGGCCACCGAACUUCGUUACCGACCUUUUAAGGCUCUUGGUGACCAAGAGCAUUCGGUUGAACAUCGAUUUUCGGAGAUCAGAGCUUUAAUCGACCAAGGAAAGUACGAAGAAGCAAUCCAAGAGACAUCUGCUCUUGUCCAACUUGGAUUGGCUGGUCUUCGAUACCUUCAAACAUACGACUGGCUGUUCCUACGCGCCCUGAUUACCAUUGGGUAUCUAGGUUGGAUCGCGUUUGCGCUCACCACUGUCGUCGAUUUGCACGUCCUUCACGGCAAGACCGAAACCUCACGAACACUAGCUGGCACCGUAUUCUUCUCUUCUGUUCUUGUUAUACUGUACGCUUCUUUCAUUGUAUCAAAAUCGCCAGUCACAUAUUAUGCAUACGCCAUUUUUCCGGUUGGGUUCUGGUCGGAGGUCUACGCACGACGGAAAGCGCUGGCUGAGGGAAGAAAAGCGCUAUUUGGGCAUGUUACGAGUAUCGGUGGGACUAUCGCUUUAAUAUUGAAGGGUAUUUUUUGUUUGGGUCUCGUUGAAUCCCUGGCAUUGGGUUAUACGCAUCGGGAGGUGUUUUCGGUCUUGUUUGCCGCUGCUGCAUUCUGGCCUGCAUUUUAUGGAGCUGGGUUCUUGAGAGCAAACAAGGCUCUUAUUGCUACAUGGAACUUCUCUUGUAUGGCAAUGAGCUCUUUCACAUUACUGCCUGCGAUGAAGGUAGAGGAUAUGAACCUUAUAAUGUCUGGUGGUGCUUUAAUGGUUGUCAUUGGUAUCACAUAUCUUGUAUUUGAGAAGAAACUUCUCACCACGUCGAAACUCGCAAGCGAUUCUACGGCACCCGCUUACAACAAUCUGUCGCGAUCGCUUGUUGGUAUACAGACUGGGUUCAUCAUCUUAGCCAUGGUCGUAACCAGGUCCAGCGUUCUAUCACUACAAGCUAAAGCUGGUCUCCCUAGGGGAAACCAGAUGGUGGGAUGGGCUGUUCUUGUCUUUUCGUUGUUAAUGCCAUUCUUUCAUCGCCUGGCGCCUAAUAAGCAUUAUCUCCAUCGACUAAUGGUCAUAUUCCUGACCUUUUCGCCUUUCUUCGUCAUUCUCACUAUCUCAUAUGAAGGACUCUUCUAUCUUGGUUUCUGCGCCACUUUGAUUACUUGGGUCCAAUUGGAACACAGCAUCUACGUAUAUUCAAAAUCGAACACAGCAACAACUACUCCUACGAAUGGAGAAGCGCUUAUGCCUGCAUCAUUGACAUCCUCCCCUUUCCGAUCACUCACAUUAUCAGACGUUCGAGUAUCUCUGAUAUUCCUCACACUGCUUCAAUCAGCAUUCUUCAGCACCGGAAACGUUGCCUCAGUAUCAUCAUUCAGCUUAGAGAGCGUCCAGCGCCUGAUCCCCGUCUUCGACCCCUGGUCCCAGGGCGCAUUACUGAUCCUAAAGCUCAUGAUCCCAUUCGCACUCAUCUCAGCGAACCUAGGCAUCCUCAACAAAAGACUUGGCGUCGCACCAUCGGCACUCUUCAUGGUUGUCAUGGCGAUCUCUGAUUUCCUCACGCUGCACUUCUUCUGGGUAGUGAAGGACGAGGGUUCGUGGCUCGAGAUCGGAUCCACGAUUAGUCACUUUGUCAUCGCGAGUCUGCUGUGCGUAUUUGUGGCUAGUUUGGAGGGUGUUAGUGAGAUGUUUAUCUCGGGCGUAGAGGUCGAGAAUGGUUCUGCGCAGAUGGGGAAAGAGAAGGAGCUUGGUGGGAUUGUAGCGAAGGGGAGCAAUGGGGUUAUUCCUAGGAAACCUGUUGCUAAUGGGAAUUGGAAGGGUAUAUAA